Molecule: messenger RNA, 1974 nt
Organism: Dipodomys ordii (Ord's kangaroo rat)
Lineage: Eukaryota; Metazoa; Chordata; Mammalia; Rodentia; Heteromyidae
Gene: Arnt
Product: aryl hydrocarbon receptor nuclear translocator
Exons: 17
Coding region: 127-1878 (583 amino acids)
Biological process (GO): regulation of transcription by RNA polymerase II
Cellular component (GO): transcription regulator complex; nucleus; cytoplasm
Molecular function (GO): protein dimerization activity; RNA polymerase II cis-regulatory region sequence-specific DNA binding; DNA-binding transcription factor activity, RNA polymerase II-specific
Source: RefSeq, a predicted model, not a curated record
GUGGCUGCGGUGGGGCGCCGCUUCUGGGGAGUGGCUCAUCCCUCCCCCUCCCCCCACCACGGCUCGGUGGCGGCGGCUCCUCCCACUGGGGGGAGGAGGUGGCGAGGUGGAGGUGGCAUCUAGGCCAUGGCGGCGACUGCUGCUAACCCGGAAAUGGCAUCAGAUGUACCAUCAUUGGGAUCCACUAUUGCCUCUGGAAACCCUGGGCCUGGGAUUCAAGGUGGAGGAACCAUUGUCCAGAGGGCUAUUAAAAGGCGACAAGGGCUGGAUUUUGAUGAUGAUGGAGAAGGGAACAGUAAAUUUUUGAGGUGUGAUGAUGAUCAGAUGUGUAAUGAUAAGGAGCGGUUUGCCAGGUCGGAUGAUGAACAGAGCUCUGCGGAUAAGGAGAGACUUGCCAGGGAAAAUCACAGCGAGAUUGAACGGCGGCGACGGAAUAAGAUGACAGCUUACAUCACAGAACUGUCAGACAUGGUACCCACUUGUAGUGCCUUGGCUCGAAAACCAGACAAGUUAACCAUCUUGCGCAUGGCAGUUUCUCACAUGAAGUCCUUGAGGGGAACUGGAAAUACAUCCACUGAUGGAUCCUACAAGCCAUCUUUCCUCACUGAUCAGGAACUGAAACAUCUGAUCUUGGAGGCAGCAGAUGGCUUUCUGUUUAUUGUCUCAUGUGAGACAGGUCAGGUAGUGUAUGUCUCUGAUUCAGUGACUCCUGUUUUGAACCAGCCACAAUCUGAAUGGUUUGGCAGCACACUGUAUGAUCAGGUGCAUCCAGAUGAUGUAGAUAAACUCCGCGAGCAGCUUUCCACUUCAGAAAAUGCCCUGACAGGGCGUAUCCUGGAUCUGAAGACUGGAACAGUGAAAAAGGAAGGUCAACAGUCUUCCAUGAGGAUGUGUAUGGGCUCAAGAAGAUCAUUUAUUUGUCGAAUGAGAUGUGGUAAUAGCACUGUGGAUCCAGUCACCAUGAACAGACUGAGCUUUGUGAGGAACAGAUGCAGGAAUGGACUUGGCUCUGUGAAGGAUGGAGAACCUCACUUUGUGGUGGUCCACUGCACAGGUUACAUUAAGGCCUGGCCUCCAGUGGUAAAGUUGAAAGGACAGGUGCUAUCUGUCAUGUUCCGGUUUCGUUCUAAGAAUAGAGAAUGGCUCUGGAUGAGAACUAGCUCCUUUACUUUCCAGAAUCCUUACUCAGAUGAGAUUGAGUAUAUCAUCUGUACAAAUACCAAUGUAAAAAACUCUAGCCAGGAACCACGGCCUGCACUAUCCAACACAAUUCAGAGGCCGCAGCUAGGUCCCACAGCUAAUUUACCCCUAGAGAUGGGCUCGGGGCAACUGGCACCCAGGCAGCAGCAACAGCAAACAGAACUAGACAUAGUAUCAGGAAGAGAUGGACUGGCCAGUUACAAUCAUUCCCAGGUUUCUGUCCAGUCUGUGACAGCUACGGGGCCAGAACACAGCAAGCCCCUUGAAAAGUCAGAUGGUCUGUUUACCCAAGAUAGAGAUCCAAGAUUUUCAGAAAUCUUUUCCAACAUCAAUACAGAUCAGAGUAAAGGCAUCUCUUCCAGCACUGUCCCUGCCACCCAACAGCUAUUCUCCCAGGGAAGCACAUUCCCUCCUAACCCCCGGUCGGCAGAGAAUUUCAGGAAUAGUAGUCUGGCCCCUCCUGUAACCAUUGUCCAGCCAUCAUCUUCUGCAGGACAGAUGUUGGCCCAGAUUUCUCGCCACUCCAAUCCUACCCAGGGAGCAGCCCCAGCUUGGACCCCUAGCACCCGCCCAGGCUUCUCUGCCCAGGAGAUGUUGUCCAUGCUGGGGGACCAGAGCAACAGCUACAACAAUCAAGAAUUUCCUGACCUAACUAUGUUUCCCUCCUUUUCAGAAUAGAACUAUUGGGGUGAGGAUAAGGGGUAGGGGAGAAAAAUCACAGUUUUUAAAAGCAACUCUUUUGUAAACAAAAUAAAAGUUCCUCUCCCUUCCCUU